Messenger RNA from Scatophagus argus, 1744 nucleotides. RefSeq names its product zinc ribbon domain containing 2 (gene znrd2). Lineage: Eukaryota; Metazoa; Chordata; Actinopteri; Scatophagidae. The coding region runs from base 118 to 801 and encodes 227 amino acids. The record is from RefSeq and is a predicted model, not a curated record. The transcript is spliced from 4 exons.
UUUACCAUAAAGACAAUUCAAGAAGAAGCAGUAGAAGAAGAAGAAGCGGACGUGACAGUGACGACAUUUGACGCAGCUUCUGACGUCAUCACGCACAACGUGUAGCACUGAAGCAACAUGGCUCUGAAUGGAGAUGACGAGGACUUUGACUGGGAGCCUCCAACAGAGGCAGAGAUGAAGGUGAUCCAGGCCCGCAGGGAGCGACAAGACAAGAUCAGCAAGCUGAUGGGAGACUACCUGCUCAAAGGAUACAAGAUGCUGGGAGAGUGUUGUGAUGUGUGUGGGACUAUUCUUCUCCAGAACAAACAGCAGAAAAACUACUGUGUCUCAUGUCAGGAGUUGGACUCUGAUAUUGACAAGGACAACCCUGCUCUUAAUGCUCAGGCAGCACUGUCCCAAGUGAGAGAGAGACAGCUUGCAGCCCAGUCCCCCGCACCAUCCCAGGCCCCUGAACUCAAUGGGGGCCCAAGUACCAGUCAGCCCAGUGUGUCAGUUCCCAGACCGGAGCACUGUGAGGGGGCUGCCGCGGGAGGAAGAGCUGCCGUUCUUCCACCUGCUGUCCCUUCUCCUGUAACUCCUCCCUCCACCACAGCCCUAGCACCUGCUCGCCCUCCAGUUAGUCCACAGAGCUCUGCCAUCCAUCAUGUGUUGCAAGAUGCCGAGGAAGCCGUUCUAACCAAACUUCGCUGGGCCACUACCCAGCUACAGAGUUCGGCCUCAUUGGAGACGAGUAUCCAGCUCUGCAGCCUCAUUACCAGCUGUGCCAGCUCACUGCGCAGCCUCAAAGAGCUCAGCCAGUAAGCACCAUGGAAAAGGUUGAAACCCUGGACUAACAGGAACACUGUUUCUACUUGCCUCUGUCCUGGAAUACUGACUCUGGUUCGCUGCUUUUCAGCAUUGCUGACUGAAACCUUGCAUAGAGCUGAAUUCAAAAUUGGUCAGGAAAUGCACUUGAAAUAGGAUUAAAAUGUCAAAAGCUACUCUUCAGCAGUAUGAUUUGGAUGUUUUGGUCAGUUUGUAAGUUGUGAUAUAAUGAUAAGAGCUGAACAUUUAAAAUGCACAUUCAUCCUUGUUAUUCACUUUUAACCAUCAGGCCAAAUUUAAUCUGCCCUAAACAAUAAAAGACUGCCAAGGUAUUUCCAUAUUUGAUUGGAUUUGAUUGAUUCAAAAUGGCCACCAAAUGGAAGUCUGAAGAAAUGACCGCAUCUGUUUUUCGUUAUUGAUUAAUGCAACUGUUCUCUGAUCAGACCCUCACUGGUGCAUUUAUGGUUCAGCCCGAUGCUCACAGAGAUUUCUGUUGUCUUUGACCCCCUGGUGAUGCAGGAAUUGUAGAGUUAUUGUGCGCCAGCAGUUCUGAGAUUUUUAUUGUUAAUAUAUUUGCUACAUGUUGGUGAGGGUGAUGCAGAUGAUGAUAAAGGCCAUGUGAGCCGGUGGUACUCAGAUGAGACAGGGCAACAUUCAGCAGUCAGACCCACGAUUCUUUAUUCAUUAAAAACACGCAGAGCAAAUAAACUGCUCUGUCCAUUAACAGAGAUAGAUAAAAGUCAGCUUCAGCGUUGCUCAACGCAGUUAGAUAAUUAUGCACCUAAAUGAAACCGUUCAGGAGGGCUGCAAUCUGUUUCUUUCCACAAGAGGGCGCCAUAUACCAAAAAAGCAACACCGUGAAGUUUAAGCGGAAAACUCUGUAUUUAAACAAGUCCCAUUUUAAGUACCAAUAAAAAGGCAACUUGCAUUUAAGUUUAAA